Engraulis encrasicolus (European anchovy) is the source of this 4561-nucleotide messenger RNA. Its product is annotated as synaptopodin-2. Gene Ontology annotation, molecular function: actin binding. The record is from RefSeq and is a predicted model, not a curated record. Gene Ontology annotation, biological process: positive regulation of actin filament bundle assembly. The transcript is spliced from 3 exons. Gene Ontology annotation, cellular component: actin cytoskeleton; Z disc; nucleus. Lineage: Eukaryota; Metazoa; Chordata; Actinopteri; Clupeiformes; Engraulidae. Bases 1 to 3534 code for a protein of 1177 amino acids.
AUGGAGAGCAGGGGUCACGAGCCCGUCAGAAGAGGGGUCAGCUGGGGUGGAACAGGAUCUGGACCUGGAACUAGGUCAGGAUCUGGCAUCAGCACCGGACCGGGCCAGGGAUAUAGCAGCUCCAGUACCGGCCCAGGCCCAGGGAGCGGCUUCGGCAGCAGGGGAGCUCGGCCGGAGAUGGGCCUGGGUGGUGGGCAGGACACCGGGACGAGUCCCAUCACCACCACCACCACCAGCAGCAGCAGCAACAACAGCUGGGAGAGGGAUGAGCACAGCUGGAGCAAAGGGAAGUCAGCCGUUACCUCUGCUGACAGUCAACUUGGCCGAAAAACGAACCUCAGCAGAAGCGCGAGCCUCUCGGAGAAGGAGCUGAAAGAGGCCCGCACGAGGAGCCAGCUCAUCGCCGCCCAGCUCUCUGUGCCGUCCAACUCGCGAGGCGUCCAGCUCUUCAACCGGCGCCGGCAGAGAGUCAACGCUUUUACCCUGGUCAGCUUCGGUGAAGGAGGAGGAGGUGGAGGUGGAGGUGGAGGAGGAGGUGUAGAGGUUGAAGGAGAACGACAAGGAGGCGAAAGAUUAGCCAGCGAGGAGGCCAAAAGUGAAAGCUGUGGCACACCUCUUUCUUCCUCGUCUUCUCCUUCUUCUUCACUGAGCCCUGCGGCGCAGCAGCUGGUAUGGGAGAAUAACAAGCGUGCCUCUUCUGCUGCAGAGGAGAGCAAGGACAGGGAGCUGAACCGCAAAAACAGCCAGACCAAAACGCUUUGGUCGCCGCCGGCGGGCGCACUGCCUCCUCUCCCGGUCCCGUCUCUCCAGAGUACCAGGGGGAGUAGCAGCAUCAUGGAGGAUCAGGGGGAAGCCAUCCGUGAGGAGGAGGUGCAGGAGGAAGAGGAGGAGGUGGAGGUGGAGGUGGCGGAUUUGAAGGAAAGGCACUUCCAGCCUGUGCAGGAGAAAGCAGAAGAGGAGGAGGAGGAAGAGGAAGAACACCUCCCAGCGGAGUGUGUGAGGGAUGGAACGGUGGUCACGGAUGAUAGUCGCGGCGCAGCCCGACCUGAAACUGGCCGGGAGGAAGUGAAAGUUAAUGGGACGCAUCCCGGGAACACUGUGGGGACGCUUGACGAUGUUCCAAACGGUUGUCACGACAGUGCCCCGAGCAAGCCCGUCACCUCGGUGCCCAAACAGUCGGCGUCGCCCGCCACCAUCGUGAACAGGACGGCUCGCCCCUUCUUCUCUCCCAGCACCGUGCAGCGGAGCUCUCCAGGGCCCAGCCCCCCGCAGACGGGCAUCCCGCCUGCCCCGUCUUACGCCACCCCUCCACUGCCGGCCUUCCCCGAGCCCCCCACACUCACAUACGCCGUGGAGCCACCCAUGCACGCUUACACAGAGCCCCCUCGAGCCGCAGCCCCCGCCGCAGGUCCUCCACGACAAGCCUUCUCCCCGACACCCCCAGCCCCAUCAUACCCGACCCCACCUCUCCCUCUGCCAUCAUACAGCAGCCUUCCUCCACCCACCAUGUCCCCCGUUGUGCCACAGUACAUACCCCCCAACCCCACCCCCUCCUCCUCCUCCUCCCCCAAGCCCCCCCAGGCGUACGUGCCCCAGAUGAGGCCCACGACCCCGGUCCGCACGGGCAUCCUGGACGAAGGGGUGGUGCGGCGCGGCCCCCGCAAGUCCAUGUUCACCUUCCAGGAGAAGCCGAAAGUGGCGCCCAACCCCGAGCUCCUGUCGCUGGUGCAAGGCGUGGACGAGAGGAAGAAGCAAAGGCCUGGGCUGCCGCCUGGUGGUGGGGGGUCAGCAGGGGGGUCGCAGGCGGACAGCGUGCCCGAGGAGGAGCUGCUGGCGCUGGGGGCCGAGGCGUCCAACUUCAUGGCCUCCAAGGAGGCGGAGGAGGCGUCCGCGGCGGCGGCAGCGGUGGUGGAGGAGAUGGCCCCGGCCUGGACGUCGUGCCUGAAGAGCUCCAGGGCUCCCCCUCCUGGUAGACAGGUGCAAGAGCGCAAGCCCGAGCAGAACCUGAGCAGUAACGUGUCAGGGAAAGGCGCCGAGCUGUUCUCACGCAGGCAGGCUCGGAUGGAGAAGUAUGUCGUGGAUAACCCGCCGGCGGUGGCGGGGGCUAGUGCUGGGGGGGUUGGCGGGUCGGCGGCGAGGAGACGAGACGGCCAGAUCAGAUCGCCCUCCCCCACCAUGUCGCUGCCCCCCUCCUGGAUAUACCCGUCCAACAUGCCGGGACGCGUCAAGGCCAUGGCCAACGACGCCUCCAACAUCAGCGAGCAGAUCACAAAGACUCUCAAGGCGCAGCAGCAGCAGCAUCAGCAUCAGCAUCAGGCCAGGCCGGCGUCGUCGGCGUCGGGUCAGGGGACGGCGGCGGCGAGGCCCGUGCCCCAGCCCGCCCCGCAGAGCCCCGUCCUGGAGAACGGCUGCACCCGCAUGGAGAUGGAGCUGGCCAAGCACCAGCCCUACCAGCUCAACUCCUCGCUCUUCAUCUUCAGCCCCACGAAAGAUCCCCUGAGCACGCUGCCCCGAGGCGCUCCUCCGCCCAAGACGGUGUUGAGAGGCGCUGCCGGGCAGCCCAACUACCUAAGCAGGCAGUCCUCGCUGCCCACCCACGCCCCGUCCCCGACCCUGUUCAGCAGCGCCCCCGCUCCGGGCACUCCGGGCGGGUACAGACCGUCGUGCUUCUCCCCUACGCUGCCUCUGAGCCCCAGGGCGGAGGUGACGUCGCCUGUGGCGCCGUACACACCUGAGAGGGUGAUGUCACCACGGGCGGGAGCAGGAGCCGGAGGCCAGGCACAGGCGCCCAGACCAACCUUCUCGGCCAGGAAGGCAGGGAUUGAGGCACAGACUAAGAAAGAGGCUCCGGCGUCGGGACUAUCCACGCCCACAUCAUCCAGAACCCCGACUUUAACCAGGAGGUUCAGCAGUCCCGAGGGCCCCACCAACCUGGUUUGGUCCCCCAGCCCCAACCCCAACCCCAACCCUUCCACCCCCACCCCCACCCCCACCCACUCCCCCUCCCCGCGCCUCCUCCACCGUGCCAUGACCACCUCCCCAGUGUCCCCCCUGGGGGAGCUGAGGUGCCUAUCCCCCAUCACCGUCAGCACCGGCCACCAGGACACCAAAGCCAACCACCGUCUGCUGGCCAAGAACAUCAUCAACGCGGCCAAGCGCAAGGGCAGCCCUUCCCCUGGCGCACUGAGCGGCCACGGCCUCCCCAUAUCGCCCCCUGGUGGCGUUAGUGGUGGUGGUGGUGGAGGCUGCAUCCUGUCCUACGAACAGCACAAGCCCCUGAGCCCCUUCCAGCCGCGCGGCUCGCUGGGCAGCCAGUCGCCCACCUCCUUCACCAGUCCGCCGCCCACCCCCACGCGCAUGAUCCGCUCGCCCGUGCGCCUCUACAACACGCGCUCGCUCACCGACUCGGACGCCUCCGUGGAGUCGGAGGAUUCCGGAAUGCGCUCGCCGCGCAGCUACAACACCUGCCCGCGCGGCUGGUCGGGGGGCAGCCUGCGGAUCAAGAGGGGCAGCCUCCCCAGUGCAGACCUGUAGAGAUGAGGGAGGGGCUGGCACGCACGACAAAAACGUCACCAAGAGUAGCCUUGUUUUUUUAUUAUUGGUAUUAAUAUUAUUGUUGUUAUUAUUAUAUAUUUCAAACGCAAAAAAAGAAAAAAGAACCUGCCUCUAUCCUCUGUUUCUAUUUCUAUUUUUUUUUAUCCAAAUGAAAGGCUUUAUUUUGACCCCCACAACAUUGAAUGUAGUACGUACGGCUGACUAAUUUGGCGUUGGAAAUAGCAGAUGAAAUGAGAGAGUGGGCUUUGGCACAUUACUGGCGACUGUGUGCGGUUAUGUAAGCAUUGAUUAUACAAUGUUAAUACGGAUAAGCCCGAUGGGGAUCGCUUAAUUACCUUGCACCUGGCUGCAAUUUUCAUCAGUUCUGAAAUAGCUUUUAAAAGAGCUUGCGAGAGAGAGAGACAGAAAAUGGACAGACCAAAUUAUACCAAAGACUCUUAUUUCGUCUCCCGGGACCAAAGAACUGACUUGUUAUUCCUAUAUGCAGUAUCUCCUAAAACAGUGUUACACAGACAUUUGCAUUGUUGUUUUAUUUGUUUGUUCCCUACAUUUUCAUUUUUAUUUUUGCUCACCCGCAUUUGUAAAUGUUCAAAUGCCUCCUCCAGUCCACACGUUUCUUUUUUUCUCUCUCGGUUUGCCUUCUUCAAUAUGUUUAAACAUUUGGAAAUAAUGUACAUGUGCAAUGUAUCGACAUCUACUCACACACGCAGUCAAAAUGGUUUGGCAUGACGUAGUGGUCAGAAAUGCAUGAGAGCUGGAGAGAGCGAGGGAGAGGGAGAGAGAGGGAGUUAGUCAGUCAGGCAGGGGGCGAGAGUGCAAAUAUGUAAGUUACGGCUCUGGUCUCAGAGCAGCAAAGCAGAUUGAUGAUCAUGAAGGGGGACAUACUGUAAUUGAUCAUAAAUAAAAGCCUUGAGGUAAUCAAUUUCCCUCUGCAAACAACAUUUCCAUCCCUCCCUCCCUCCCGUGCAGACCAGAGAGAAUGUGGAGGGAAGGAAGGGAGUAGUGU